UAGAGAGAGAGAGAGAGAGAGAGAGAGAGAGAGAGAGAGAGAGAGAGAGAGAGAGUGAGAGUGUGUGUGUCUUCCUCAUUAGAGGAGGAUCUGACAUUUCUACUUCUUCAACAACCGAGUGAUCCAUCAUGACGGAAAUGUGAAAGUAAGAUGUUAAGUCCAACCAGUGCAGACCAGAAGAACCUCAGUGUGGACAGCUCUGGAUCUGAUGGAGAGUCAGAGGUUGGUCAGGAACCUGAGACCGACCGCUUCGGCUUCAUUCUGACCAAUGGAUCCGCUGCCGGGAGUGUGGGCCCACCACCCGAGUUGGUCAGGCACAGGGAGACCAAAUGGAUAAAUAUCAUUGGCCAAUGGGAUCGCCUCUUGCUGAAGAAGACCAGUAAGGUCAAAGUGCAGUGUCAGAAAGGCAUCCCGGCCUCUCUGCGGGCCAAGUGCUGGCCUCUGAUGUGUGGAGCUACUGACAAGAUGAAGCAAAGCCCAGAACUCUACAAGUCUUUGGACGUGCAGCCUGCUCUGCAGAGCUGGGUGGACGUGAUCGAGAGAGACCUGGAUCGACAGUUCCCUUUUCAUGAAAUGUUCCUUUCAAAGGAUGGACAUGGGCAGCGGGGCUUGUUCCGGGUGCUGAAAGCUUUCACUCAGUACCAGCCGGAGGAGGGUUACUGCCAGGCACAGGGGCCUGUGGCUGCAGUGCUGCUGAUGAACAUGCCUGCUGAGGAGGCCUUCUGGUGUCUGGUGGAGAUUAGUGAGCAGUACCUGCCCGGAUACUACAGCCCUCUGCUGGAAGGAGUCCUGUUUGAUGCGGCCAUGUUGAACUGGGUCUUGAAGAGGACGUGUCCAGCUGCACACAAACACCUGCAGCGCCACGGAGUGGAGCCCCUCAUGUUCGCCACGGACUGGCUGAUGUGCCUCUACACACGCCACCUGCCCUUCAACACGCUGCUCCGAGUCUGGGACCUCUUUUUCUGCUACGGGGUGCGGGUGCUGCUCCAGGUGGCGGUGGUGCUGGUGCGUCGGGUGCUGGGCCGGGCCGAGCUGAGGAAACAGUGUCAGGGCCAGAUGGAGACUCUGGAGAGGCUGAGAGGCGUCAGGGAGGAGGUCCAAGAGGAAGACAACGCUUUCAUUGCCGAGGUGUGCUCGGUGCAGCUGUCAGGGAGAGAUCUGCAGAAGCAGACGGAGAAGGAGUUAGAAAGGUGGAGGAAAGACAGACCGUCGUCGACAUUCGACCCCAGAGGUCGCUGCCAUGGAUACCGGAUGGCGUGGGCGAGGGCACGAGAGAAGGAGGCGGAGCGGGACCAGAAAGAGAGACAGAAGGGGAACCUGUCCGUCUCUCUCGCUCGCUCGGCCUCCACUCUCUCACUGUCUCCAUCCCUCCUCCACAAGAGGGGGAAGAAAGUGGGAAAGGCCAACACGCGCGAAUGGGAAGGCGGUGGCGGACGAGUUGUGAGGCAUUUCUCCAUGGGAGCGAAGGAGGACUGGAGGAGCCGCACAGAGUUCAAUUUUAAGAUGGUGCCGCGCGUCCAAGAGGAGGACGACGCAGUUUCAGAGGGCCACGAAGAACAGAGGGAGGUGAAACUGACGGAAGAGCGGGAACAGAAAGAACUUUUAGAAGAACCUGAAAUGAUUGAAAUUCACAACGUGCCGACAGAGCACGUAGGAGAAGCGGUUAUCGCAGAACAGCGGCUUGGACGAGGGGAAACAAGCGCCACUGCGAAGGAGGACCAACUCAUCGGGACUGAGGAGGGCAGAGGGAUUUCAGAACAGGAGGAAGAAACAAAUGUGGAGACGCACAAAAGUGAAGGUCCGACCAAAGAUCUGACCGCUGAACACAAACAGAGAGACGAGCUGCACUCCAACAGCCGGACACACGUGCUGGAGCAGCAGAGGAAGCAAAUCCAGCAUCUAGAAAUUCAUGGGAAAGACCAAGAGGCGGAAAACCAACUGACAGGAGGCGGACGUGCAAAAGCUGAGGUGGAAAAUCAGCCUGAGAUGAUGGAAGAUGCUGAUGCAGAUAAAACCAAAGACGUGGAGGCGCAAGAAGGUGCACCCCCAAGCAAGGAACAGAUGAUUCAGGUCGACGUGGAACCAGUGGAGAGCACAGAAACUGAAAAUGAGCGAAAGACUCAGGCGGACACAGGCCCAACCGAGACAAGCCCAGGCUCAGAGGUGGACAGUCGAGUCGAAGCUCCAACCAUCACAGAUCCUCCAGGAGAGACAGAUCCUCAACAGAAAGUAGUCGCAGAGACGGAGGCAAGCUCAGCGGGAGAUACAUUAGAACACAAUCACCACAGCGGUGAGUCGUUGACCGAAACAGGCCCGAAGGAAGAGUCUCACACCCAAACAAAAACUAUUGAACUGACCCAGACUCAGGAGGAGCUAGAAGAAAAUCCAGCCACACAGGAAUCGGAGACUGAAAUUGUACAAACGGUUUCAGAACGACACAUAGACUCAAAGACAGAGGCAGAAACAUUAAUACUUUGCUCACCGCGAUAUAUUCAAUCAGAAGACUGCACGGACCUGGCAGCUCAUACGGAGACUGAAGUAGAAACACCAAACCACACGGUGACGGAGUCAAGCGUCGAAGAGUGUGAUGCAGACGCUUCUGAACCUUCGCAGGACGAAGAAGGUAGACGUUUGGGUGAACACUCCGAGGCACAGGCUGCUCCAACGCAAGCAGAGGAAAGGGAGAAUACUAACUUGAUAGCAGCUCCACAGGACGAGGAAGACGAGGAGGUUACACGGGCAGAAGCAGGGCCGCUCACAGCCGCCGGGCCUGACGGGAAGACUAGUUCAGAAGAAACCAGCAGCUCAGAAGAGCCUGCACCUGAACAACCGUCCAUCUCCCAGGACACAGUCGGUGCCGUAGAGGAGGAAAGGACAGAAACUCCUCUGCAAAACACCGUAGGAGACGACGUAGUCCCCAUUUCCACCAAACCAACAGACCCACCAAAUGCUGACAGAACCCUGGAGGUCCAGGACAAAGAAUCUCAUCUUCUGAGUGACCAGGCUGAGCCGGUUCACAGGGGCCUGACACCAGCCACCGGGCAUCGAAGCAGCAGGUCUUCUGGGGACAUCUGCGUCCGCAAGUCGUCCAACUCCAGCGGGUCCAGGUUGGCGCGUCGGCUCUCUGCAGAUCUCUUCAUCGUGCCAGAGAAAACCGGCCAAUCACAAUCGACUCCUAAUCAGUUAGUUAAGGUUAAACCCGGCCAAUUACAAUCCGACCCCGGAGCGGUAAAUCCAACCCAGAGUCCUCCUGACGCAACUUCAGAAGUCUCCCCGUCUUUGUCUGCAGAUGUGACUCCAGCGGUUCAGCUUGACACCCCGAAACGCUCGUUCGGUCUCUUCCGCAGGCUGAGGGGAGAACAGCCCAAAAAGGCACCCAAAAUGCAAAUCCCCAAAAUCUUGAUUCAGGACUUCAGUGAUGUAACAGGCACGGGGAAACCGGUCGAAAAAGAGGGAGAAGAGAAACUAAGCUCCAGGGAGAGGAGGAGGCGGCGGAGGGACCGAGAGAGACGGGAGAAGGAGGAGGAGAGGUUGAAAAAGAAGAGAGAGAAGGAGCUGGGGAAGGAGAAAGAAGGAGAGAGGAGGAAACCACAGACGAGGGGGAAGAGUUUCCAGGUGCAGAGAGAGAAAGGGAGCAGUGAUGCGACUCAACCUGCACAGACGGGGUCACAGAAGCCUUCUUCUUACGCUGAAUCGUACUUUUGACAAAAAAACAGAAAAAU
Messenger RNA from Pungitius pungitius (ninespine stickleback), 3722 nucleotides. RefSeq names its product TBC1 domain family, member 10C (gene tbc1d10c). The transcript has 10 exons. Bases 151 to 3705 code for a protein of 1184 amino acids. Lineage: Eukaryota; Metazoa; Chordata; Actinopteri; Perciformes; Gasterosteidae. The record is from RefSeq and is a predicted model, not a curated record.